Molecule: messenger RNA, 815 nt
Organism: Trichobilharzia szidati
Lineage: Eukaryota; Metazoa; Platyhelminthes; Trematoda; Strigeidida; Schistosomatidae
Source: the annotation of a GenBank genome assembly
UUCUAUCCUUAUCAUCUGAAUCUGAAUGUGAAUCUAAAUAUAUUGAAUAACAGACAGGCGCAAAAUUUGAAUUCUUGCGCCACGGUGGAGUUGAGGAGUAUUACGGUCACAAAAUUCAAAAUUCUGCUAGAAUGUCAACCACAAAUUCUGACGAUCGCAAUGUAUUCGUCUCACCGUUCUUAAACUUUGACCCAUCGAUUUUGGUCUCGAAUCCUGAGGAACAGUUUAUUUUCCCUGAGGGAGAAAAACGUCGAGGUCGGUUUGAAAGAUCGUUUUCUGAAAUAGGCGCUAUGGUCAUUGGAGGCGCAUCUGUCGGUGGUAUUCGAGGCUUAUACAGUGGUUUAAAAGAUGCCGAGAUAAAGAGUCUGCCUACACUUGCCAUCCGUCGGACACAAAUGCUUAAUCAUAUGACUAAAUCUGGAGCAACACUUGCACAGACUGCAGGUUCCAUUGGACUUAUCUAUGCUUUGGCAGAUUUCUUCAUCCAUAAAAUACGCCAGGGAGCAGAUGACGAGGUCAAUACAAUCGCUGCAGCAACAACUACCGGUUUAGUGUAUACAUCUCCGGGUAUGUUUAAACCAAAUGGAUGGAAACGUUGUGCUCUUGGUGGGACUGCUGGAUUAGCUGUUGGCGCGCUGGCUGUGGCUUUCACAAGCUGGUCAAGGAUCAAACAUAUGCUUGGGGGAUAGAAAUAAAAUAAAAUACCUUACUUACUGGCGAUUCUAAUCAAUCAAUAUGUAUAUUACCACACGCACACUAUACGCCCUAUUAUCAUUAUUAUUAUUUAGUAUACAAAUACAAUUUUUAUUUCCCAA